AGUUUAAGAAAUUCAUCAUUCAAGUAUGCGCAACUGAUAGAUUCAUCGAAGUUCAAUAUGCAGGAAAUGACGAGGAAAAAGCAACUUAUUUGUGUUGGUAAUGAAAUUCUGAACAGGGUCAAAAGGCUAGUCAGAAUAUCCUCGACAUAAUUUUCGUCAUGUAGUUCUUUUCUGAUCUUUCAGAAGUGCGUUUCAGUGCGGCAUUAUUGAGAAAUUUUUUUAUAGCGAUAGUCAUAAUAUCGACAUGAAGGAAUUCAUGGAACAGAAUAAUAGCAAUAGCAACGAAAAUAAUAAUGAAAUAAAGAAACGUUCCAUGAAAUGGACUGCCGUUCUAUUUUAUAUCUAUCUUCACGUUUUUGGAUUUGUUGGAUUAUAUUUUUUAUUCAUCAAGGCGAAAUGGAUGACAGUAUUCUACUUUUUAUUUCUCAUCACGACUAGUUUCAUAGGACUGACAGCGGGAGCUCACAGACUAUAUGCACAUCAAACAUAUGUUGCCACAUCACAAAUCAGAUUCUUUAUAAUGCUUGCACACACUAUCGCAGGCGUGGGUUCGAUAUAUGACUGGGUAUUUUGGCAUAGGAUGCAUCAUAAAUAUCAUGGUACCGAGAGAGAUCCGUACAAUCAUAACAAAGGUUUCUUUUACUCUCACGUAAUCAGUAAUCUCUUGUCAGUACCUUCUGAUAUAAAAACAUACGCGAGAGACAUUGAUAUGCGUGAUGUAGACAUGGACGGAUAUAUUUGGACACAACGGAAGUUCUACUGGAUACUCUUCAUUGUACUCGGAUUUCUGUUGCCUAUUCACGCAGCUGUAGUAUAUUGGAAUGAAUCAUAUACAAAUUCAUUUAUGAUUAUUGGUGCAGCGCGAUUAUUAAUAACAACAAAUAUUUCUUGGCUAGUAAACAGCGCCUUGCUGGUUUGGGGCCUGAAGAAAGGAGACAAAUUUCCGGUUGAUGACAAUUCUGUUUUUUUCCUAUCGAAGUCUUAUUGGCUGAAUUAUCACUAUAUGCUGCCAUGGGACUGGAAAAACAAUGAAUUCGGUUCUUAUGAAAGAGGAUUCAUCACAUUUAUCCUCAAAAUGUGGUACGAACUCGAUCUUAUCAAUCAACUGAAGACUGCUACCUGCGAUGAUGUGCGAGAAGCUCUUUACAAAGUGGCCUCAUCGGAGAUGACAAUGGAUGAAGCUUUGGCGGAAGUAAAACAGAAUGCAGAAGAAGUCGCUUAUAAGGAGAAGCUGAUGUAUCGUCACUAAAAAAAUUAAUUUAGAAGAAAAUAAAUUAAUGUUUGUAAUUUAAUAUAUUAUAUAUACAG
Molecule: messenger RNA, 1308 nt
Organism: Acromyrmex echinatior (Panamanian leafcutter ant)
Lineage: Eukaryota; Metazoa; Arthropoda; Insecta; Hymenoptera; Formicidae
Product: acyl-CoA Delta-9 desaturase
Biological process (GO): unsaturated fatty acid biosynthetic process
Cellular component (GO): endoplasmic reticulum membrane
Molecular function (GO): iron ion binding; stearoyl-CoA 9-desaturase activity
Source: RefSeq, a predicted model, not a curated record